Molecule: messenger RNA, 2122 nt
Organism: Folsomia candida
Lineage: Eukaryota; Metazoa; Arthropoda; Collembola; Entomobryomorpha; Isotomidae
Exons: 6
Coding region: 298-1470 (390 amino acids)
Source: RefSeq, a predicted model, not a curated record
ACUAAGGAAAAAUGGGAUCGGACUUUAUUAACACCCUUUAGUCAUGCAGCAAUUAAUCUAAUACUCUCAAGUUCCAAAGCCGCUGAAACUCGCCCGGUGAAAAAACCCGUUAAAUUAUCGGAUGAAUAUGUCGAUCCGUUGAAUCAAUCCUGUCUAAAUGAAACUGCAACUAAUUUGGGACACAUAUCUACAAAAGAGAUCGUCGAUCUCUUAAUUACCGACGAGUAUUACGUCACUAAUUGGAAACAAUUCUACUACGAUUUACGAGCACCCCAUCCAGAUUUUGUCCAACUGGAAAUGCUCUACAAUUCCGGGGCCAGACCGUUUCAUGACAUAAUAAUGAAAAUCUUGAAUAACUGGGUAGCAAUUCAGAGGAAUCCACCAAGUGUACGAAAGUUGUAUGGAGUCUUACUUUCUGGCGAUUUCGUUAGCGUCGCAGAAACGUUAAUCAAAGCCUUUCCACUAACUGCAACCAUAAUUCCGGAACAAUCCACCCACACUGUAAGGUCAAUUAGGUCACAAGUCCUCAACUUUGAGGUUCCACCUUCCCCCUUCAUAGGCCCCUUAACAAACCGCACCAAAGAAAUGGUCCAACUCAUAGACCACUUCAAGUUCAACCGACGCGCCGUAGUCGUCACGGGACCGACCAGCGUAGGCAAAACCAGUUUAGUUGCGCACUUCGCGGCCACAGAGUUUGACGGGUCCUGCAUUUGGAUCGACGCUAAAAAUAGCGCCACAUUUACAAAUUCGUUUUCCCGCCUAGCCGCGAAACUUGAGAUAUCACCGGACUUAUCCGCGGCAAAAAUCUUAGAAAAAGUUUACACAUUAGUGAGUAACCGCCCAAUAAUGUUCGUCUUUGACAGCAUCUCGUCCCCCCAACUAGAAACCGAGAUAACUCAACUAAUCCAAAUUUUCAAUGAGUAUCCGCAGCCUUACCCAUUUUUCGUACUACUGACCCGAAGCUCAAAAAUGUUUUCGACUAUAAGUGACCGUGUCGUAUUGAAUGCGUUAGAGUACGUUAAAUGCUUCACUAUCAUUUAUGCUCUCGUGGAGACGAUAUGCGGCCUGGGUUAUCUUGUCGUUGGAAGUUACGGAAUGCAAAUGUAUAACGAUGGAUCCUUUCGUACCAGAAUUUUAACGAGUUCGAUAGUCGCCGGGGUAACCAUGCUAAUUCAUCAAGUGCUGCUCAUUGUGUGGAGAAAAGUUGAGAGAAAGAAUGACGACAAAAAUGUCCGACAUGGUAAAAUCUUCAGGAUUUUCUCAAUCUUAAUGAUCAUCAUAAUCUUUGCCGCCUUGAUCGUAAUCCUUUUAGACGCUUGGACAUACGUAUUUGCGGACGACGAGGAUGAGGCAUAUGUAAUCCUUACUGUGCUUAUGCACAUAAGUAAUAUUACUGUAGUUGAGUAUUUCAUCUACCUUUUAUUUACAUCUUGUAUCAUGUUAGGGCCUUGUUUCAAGGUGUGUUUCUAACCGAACAAAUGCAUAAAGUGUUUUAUUUAUAUUCAUUAGGGGAAACAUUCAUUUAUGAUUAAUUGAAGGAAUUAAAAUUAUGAAUUACCCCGAGAAAAUAAGUAAGAAUAAAAAAUAUUUCGGGGAAUUGUACAAUUUUGCAUUAAUUAUACGCUGCAUUCGCACACAGUUGAAUUUGUACAGAAAUUGAGAAAUCUGAGAAACUACAGCACUGUCAGUCUCAAUUUCCCUAAACUUUUGAUUACGGGGAACCUUGAGGCUGGCAGUGUCGUAGUCUCCAGAGGUGAGUUGGAUUAUCAUUUUCCAAAAUCCAAUCCAUCUAAAUCCAACUCAUUUUAUCCUAAAAAAUCCAAUCCAUCCAAAUCCAACUCAUUUUAUCUUAAAAAAUCCAAUCUAUCCAAAUCCAGCUGGAUAGGAUAGGACGAUGGAUUAUCCAAAUAAAUGGAUAUCCAAAUCCAAGUCACCUAUAGAUCACACCUCGCAGUGCCCCCAACCGACUUAGACGGGUUAAACUAUCUUCUCCAGGAAUAAAACGGUUCGAAAUUCGAAAUUCUUACCUUUAUUUACAUCACGCAUUAUGUCGAAUUAAACCAAAGUUGUUAUUAUUAUCCAAAAAACAAUAAAUCCAAAUCCAACUCAUUUAUCCUAAAAA